GCGCUCGGUGUCCUCGGGCCGCCAUGCUGCCCGCCGCGCUGCCCGCCGCCCGCCGGGCGCUGCUCCCGCGGCCCCCGCUGCUCCCGCUGCCGCUCCCGCUGCUGCCGCCGCGCCGCGGCCCCGCCGGGCUGCGGGCGCUCGGCACCGGCCCCGCGCGGCGCUCGGAGGCGCUGGCCGGGGCGCCGCUGGACACGGCCGCCAAGGAGUACUCGCCCAAGGUGCGGCAGCUGGUGCGGGACAUCGCGGGGCUGACGCUGCUGGAGGUGGCCGAUCUCAACGCGCUGCUCAAGGAGACGCUGAAGAUCCCGGACGUGGGGGUGAUGCCCGCGGCCGCCGCCGCCUCCCUGCUGCCCGCCCAGGCGGCUCCGCAGGAGGAGGAAGAGGUGGUCCCGCUCAAGAAGGAGAAGACUCAUUUCACCGUCCGACUGACAGAGCUGAAGGCCGCUGACAAGGUGAAGCUGAUCAAGGAGGUGAAGAACUUCGUGCCCGGAGUGAACCUCGUGCAGGCAAAGAAGCUGGUGGAGUCCCUUCCACAGGAGAUCAAGGCCAACGCCUCCAAGGAGGAAGCAGAGAAGAUCAAAGCAGCGCUGGAGGCAGCAGGAGGGACUGUUGUUCUGGAGUAGCCUCGCCGUGGAGGGACUGGUGCUGCAGCUGCUGCCCGGGCCGGGCUCUGGACCUUUCCGAGUGCGCAGUGGGAGCACUCUCCCAGAGAAUGCUGUACGGUUUGGCAGAGCUGCUACUCCUGCCAUCACCAUGAACUCUACCUUAUAAAUACCCAGAAAAACCUGUAAAA
Messenger RNA from Camarhynchus parvulus, 793 nucleotides. RefSeq names its product mitochondrial ribosomal protein L12 (gene MRPL12). Gene Ontology annotation, cellular component: ribosome; mitochondrial large ribosomal subunit. Lineage: Eukaryota; Metazoa; Chordata; Aves; Passeriformes; Thraupidae. The record is from RefSeq and is a predicted model, not a curated record. Gene Ontology annotation, biological process: translation; mitochondrial transcription. Gene Ontology annotation, molecular function: structural constituent of ribosome.